GGUCGAGAUGCAGUGUUGCACUGUGGAGAUCAGAGAUCCUGAGGGAAAGAAGAACCCAUCAAAUCCCGCUCAGGAGCUGUUUUUCAGGAGAAUCCCUUGGGAAGAUCAAAGUCAGGACACCUCAGGAGGAGAGUCUUGUGUCUUUCGAGGAGGUGGCUGUGUAUUUCUCUGAGGAGGAAUGGUCUCAGCUGGAUCCUAACCAAAAAGCGCUGCAUUCGGAAGUCAUGCUUGAAAACCAUCAGAACGUGGUCUCUCUGGGUAAUAAUGGGCAGGCGAAUCAAGAUUCCUCUGAACUGUUCCAAGCGAUCAAUGCUAAAGAUGGAAGGGAGAAGUUUGGAAUUCGAAUGGAAAUUGAAAGCCAUGAUAGAAACCAGUCAAAUGAUUGGAAUCAGGAAAGCUCAUCUUCCAUCGAUGCUCUGAUGCAAGACUUUCUUGCCCAACAGGAGAAACUAAGGGAAAAAUAUACUGGAAAAAGUGUGAAGUUAAUCAAAGCUAAAUUACAAGUAAAAGAACACAAUUUAACCCAAAACCAAGGAGAAGAUGCUAUAAAAAGACAUUACAAUGGGAAAUUCAUUCUUUCUCUUGGAAAUAAGUCCCUUAAAUCUCAAAAAGUGAUUGACACAAAAGAGAAACCUUAUAAAUGUUUGGAAUGUGGAACAUUUUUCAGAACAAGCAGGCAACUUACUUCCCAUGAAAGGAUUCACACAGGGGAGAAGCUAUACAAAUGUAGAGAAUGUGGUAACAGGUUCACAAGGUGUAGUAGUCUUAUUUCCCAUAAAAGGAUCCAUUCAGGAGAGAAACCAUAUAAAUGCAUGGAGUGCAAAAAGACCUUUGCUGAAAGAGGUAAUCUUAUUUCCCAUAAAAGGAUCCAUUCAGGAGAGAAACCAUAUAAAUGCAUGGAGUGCGGAAAGACCUUUGCUAAAAGAAGUAAUCUUACUUCCCAUAAAAGUAUCCACUCAGGAGAGAAGCCGUAUAAAUGUACAGAGUGUGGAAAGACCUUUGCUCGAAGAGAUAAUCUUAUUUCCCAUGAAGUGAUCCACACAGGGGAGAAGCCAUAUAAAUGCAUGCAGUGUGGGAAAAUCUUUACGCAAAGCAGUGGACUCAGUAGCCACAAAAAGAUCCACACAGGAGAAAAGCCGUAUAAAUGCAUGGAGUGUGGAAAGACCUUUACUCACAACAGUAAUCUCAGAAUACACAAAAGGAUCCACACAGGGGAGAAGCCAUUUAAAUGCAUGGAAUGUGGAAAGACCUUUGCUCAAAUUGGUCAUCUUAUUUCCCAUAAGAUGAUCCACACAGGGGAGAAGCCGUAUAAAUGCAUGGAGUGUGGGAAAACCUUUACUCGUAGUAGUGGUCUUACUAUGCACAAAAAGAUCCACACAGGGGAAAAGCCGUAUAAAUGCAUGCAGUGUGGGAAAACUUUUAGGCAUAGCAGUGGACUCAGUAACCACAAAAAGAUCCACACAGGAGAAAAGCUGUAUAAAUACAUGGAGUGUGGGAUAACCUUUACUCAAAGAGGUAAUCUUAUUUCCCAUAAGGUGAUCCACACAGGGGAGAAGCCGUAUAAAUGCAUGGAGUGCAGAAAGACCUUUGCUCAUAACAGUAGCCUAAGAAUACACAAACGGAUACACACAGGGGAGAAGCCGUAUAAAUGUGUGGAGUGUGGAAAAUGCUUUGCUCAGAGUGGAUGUCUGUCUUCUCAUAAUUGGAUCCAUGCUCGUGAGAAACUAUAUAGCAAUAGUAAUUCCUCUUAGACUUUUAUACCAAUCCACAAUGCUUUACAAUACUAUCUGAGCAGUUUACAAAGUCCCCAGCAGCCUACAUCCUCAUUUUACCGACCUCAGAAGGAUGAAAGGCUGAAUCAACCAUGAGCCUGUCCGAAUCAAACUCCUGGCUGUGGGCAAUUAGCCUGUAGUACUGUAUUCUAGCCAUUGCCCCACCAUUUCUAUAGCUUUUUAUGUAUAUGCAUAUUAUGCCUUUCUGAUCCAAAUGAGAUAAGGUUGAAUCCA
Molecule: messenger RNA, 2006 nt
Organism: Ahaetulla prasina
Lineage: Eukaryota; Metazoa; Chordata; Lepidosauria; Squamata; Colubridae
Product: zinc finger protein 501-like
Exons: 4
Coding region: 225-1751 (508 amino acids)
Biological process (GO): regulation of transcription by RNA polymerase II
Molecular function (GO): DNA-binding transcription factor activity, RNA polymerase II-specific; RNA polymerase II cis-regulatory region sequence-specific DNA binding
Source: RefSeq, a predicted model, not a curated record